Mytilus californianus (California mussel) is the source of this 2366-nucleotide messenger RNA. RefSeq lists its product as uncharacterized. Gene Ontology annotation, molecular function: zinc ion binding. NCBI's taxonomy places the organism in Eukaryota, Metazoa, Mollusca, Bivalvia, Mytilida, Mytilidae. The coding region runs from base 68 to 1858 and encodes 596 amino acids. The transcript has 4 exons. The record is from RefSeq and is a predicted model, not a curated record.
AUGUCCGCGAAAAGCGGAAGUGACGUAGGUCCAGAAAAUUGGUUGGCAAGAACCACUUAUCGUAAAAAUGGCUGACCGCACUGUCGAUAAAGUUUCCAAAAAUGUUAUUUCCUCGUCGUAUUACGAUACACUGUCAAUAGAAGCUAAAGAAAGGUACCAAACAAAGUUGAAUUAUGCCUCCGACACAAAAAAACUUCCAGAUCCAUAUAGUUUAAGCGAUAAAUGGAGCACAAACCCAAGUAACUGGCCAGACCUCACCUUUGGGGAUAUCUACACCUAUCUAAUUGACACGCCGUCUAUAUUCACCAGAGAUUCCAUGAAAGCCUACAAAUCUUUAGAAGCAUACAAUUAUGUUAUAAGUGAACAUGUCCAAGUUGUUUUGUCUCAUCCCAUCUCAGAUGACUGCCCGUUCAUGGCCCUAAAGACUAAGGUGACACCAUCCCAAAGAGCAAGAGACAAACCACAUCAGCCAUGGGUGUACCUUGACAAGAUGACUGGUACAGUGUACUGUGCUCAUUGUACCUGUAUGGCAGGGUUAGGAGAAGUAUGCAGCCAUGUUGCAGCACUGUUGUUUAAAGUGGAAAUAGGUGUCAAGAUGGGACUAAACCAGACAAGUUCAACAAGCAAGGCUUGCAAGUGGAACAGUACCUUUAGGAAAGAGGUAACACCAACUACUAUUACCGACAUAUUUGAGCACAUUAAAGGUCGUCGUGUGAAAGAUGUAUGUUCCGUACAAGCAACUGGAUCAGCACCAAUGCCACCACCAGAAGUCAUUGAUGAUUUGUAUUCCUUGAUACCUAAUGCUGCUUUCUUCACCUCCGUCACAGCACCCUCUCAAAUUCAAGAGCCUCAACCUGUUACCAAGACAGACAAAUUUCCAAAGCUUCUUACAACAUUCCAAGAUACUGACACUGACCCUAAUGAUCUAGACCUCAAAUGUAAAUCUUUAUUCGAGACAUACAGUUGUUCAUCUUACCAGUCAGCAAAUCUUGAAGUAGCCACAAGAAAUCAGUCAGUAAGCCCAUUAUGGUUUCAGCACAGAAUGGGCCGUGUGACAGCUUCUAAAGCACAUGAUGUUUUGACACGACAAGCAACAACACCAUCAGCAAAUCUUGUAAAGCGCAUUGUUGGAUACAGUUCUUACGACUUAUCAAAAAAGGUGGCAGUUAAGUGGGGCAUUGACCACGAAGAAGAAUGUCGGCAAAGUUAUGCAAGACACCAGACACAACAGCACUUAGACUUUACUUGUUCACAAAGUGGCUUUCAUGUUAGCAGCGAAAAUCCCUUCCUUGGAGCAAGUCCAGAUGGAAUAACAAAUUGCCAGUGUUGUGGCCGUGGCAUUGUUGAGAUUAAAUGUCCAUAUAAACAUAAAGACAAUACAAUUGAACAUGCUGCAGCAACUGACUCUACUUUCUGUCUUGACAAAAAUUUGCACUUAAAAACUAGCCACAGAUAUUUUACACAGAUACAGUUCCAGAUGUAUAUUUUGAAAGUAACUUACUGUGACUUUGUUGUUUAUACAAAAUGUAAGCCAUUACCUAGUUUAGUUAUCAUACGCGUUCCAAUAGACAUUAACUUCUGCAAUUCAAUGAUAGUGAAAUGUAACAGGUUUAUCCAAGACUAUGUUGUGAAAGAACUAAUUACCAGAGACCUUGAAAACCAACCCGCCACAACUUCAACUACAAAAGAUGACAACAAUAACGAGACAGAAACAUGGUGCCUUUGUUCUGAACCAGAGUAUGGACGUAUGAUCAAAUGUGAGAACUUAGAUUGUCCAUAUCAAUGGUUUCACUACAAGUGCGUAAACAUCAGACGUAAGCCAAGAGGAAAGUGGUACUGCUUGAACUGUGAAAAAUAGACCCUUUGACAAUGACAAUAAGAUUAACAUUAUAAUGAGGCUUAAUUAGACAUUCUUUAUUUCUAUAUCAUGUAUAUGAAAAUGUAAUCUGCAUAUGAUUAUGUACACAAAGUAAUACAAUGCAUGCAUGCAUGGUAGGAAUAAAUUACAAUAAUCAAAUAUUUUGUCUGUUUACCUAUUAAUGCAGUAAAAAUUCUAUUACUUGAGUACAAAAGGUAACUUUCACCAGAGAAAAAAUCAUUUGAUACUGCUAUCUUUGUGUUCACUUUAUUUAACCAAAGAAAUUACCACUUUAUAUUGACAUAUUUUCAGUGUCUUUCUGUUUGAAAUCUAUCUUUAUAUUAUUUCAAUACACUGCUGCUGAUUUUGUAAAUAGAAUUAUUUGUACAAAACAAUACAAUCACCAUGUAAAAAAUACUUGGAAGUUCAUCAUUUGAUACAAAGACUAUAUAUAUAGUUACAUUGUUGUACUUGUACAUGUACAUAUGCAUUAAAACAUUAUGUUAAA